Molecule: messenger RNA, 1503 nt
Organism: Harmonia axyridis
Lineage: Eukaryota; Metazoa; Arthropoda; Insecta; Coleoptera; Coccinellidae
Product: transformer-2 protein homolog alpha-like
Exons: 9
Coding region: 102-917 (271 amino acids)
Biological process (GO): positive regulation of mRNA splicing, via spliceosome
Cellular component (GO): spliceosomal complex
Molecular function (GO): RNA binding
Source: RefSeq, a predicted model, not a curated record
AAUCUCUUACGAACGCCAUUUUGAUACUUGUGUUAUCAGUAUCACUGUUAUCAGUAAGUAAGUUCCUGAGUUUAGUUGUUACCCUUGUUUUUUAUCGUACUAUGAGUGAUAGGGAGAGAAGUCGUUCUAUAGAUCGUAAAGGCAUGGCUCGCGAUCGUUCACCACACGCAAGGCGGGAAGAAUCUCCAAGGAACCACAAGGACAAAAGUUUUUCAAGGAGUCCACCAUCUAACCGCAAAGGAAAAAUGUUUAGAGAUGAUGACAGGCGUAGAGACAAAGGAGACAAUAGAAACAGGUCUAGAAGCAGAUCCCGUUCAGGGAAAAGAUAUAAGAGUUCGCGAUUCUCUCGUAGUAGGUCCAGGUCAGGUGGUUAUGGAAGAGAUAGAAGCCAUUCACGCAGUCCCAUGUCUAGUCGUAGACGUCACACUGGCACUCGUGACAAUCCUAAGCCUUCCCGUUGUCUGGGUGUAUUUGGCCUCAGCGUCCACACAACAGAGGAAGAAAUAUUCCACAUUUUCGCUGAAUAUGGACCAAUUGAGAGAGUUCAAGUUGUGAUUGAUGCAAAGACCGGACGUUCCCGUGGCUUUUCCUUUGUGUACUAUAAAAAUACAGACGACGCCAAACAGGCAAAGGAGCAACUUGCCGGGAUGAAAAUAAGCGGAAAAAAUAUCAGAGUUGAUUAUUCCAUUACCGAAAGGGCUCAUACUCCCACACCCGGAAUAUACAUGGGAAAACCAACAACAAAAUACGACAGAUACGAAAGAAGAAGAGAUCAUCGAGACAGAGAUGAUCAUUAUGAUGGCAGCAGAUCCAGAAAACACAAACGUUCCUCGUCGCCCUUCUUCAGGCGGAGGCGCUUUGAUCGAUCUAGAUCUCGUUCUUACAGUCCUCGCUUUACAACAAGAUCUUGGGAUUGAAAUUUGAAGUAUGUUUAAGAAAUUGAAACCCCAAGCUUAUUUCUCUGAAAUCGGCUACGCAAACUAUCAAGAGUGUUUUAAUCAACUCUUUUGAAGAAAGAAUAUUGGUCUGGUCGAAGACUUCAGAUCAAGACUUUGGGCUUCAACUGAAACCGAAGAAAAACACCAUCAACUUGAAGAACUCAACGAGUCUCUCUUGGUUGUCAAGAUCAGUACUGGAAGAUUUCUUAAACAUAUUCUGAAAAUCUUCACCACAGUGACAAAGCGACAGAUUUAUCUUAGUGAAAAUCACUUUUCAAAGUUAUCAAGCAAUAAUAGGCUCUCAACUUUCUUAAAAAGUUGAGACAUUUAUAUUGAGGGUGAACUAGCAGUCACUACAUACAUUUGUGACAGGGGUGUAUCCAAGGAAGGGUGGAAUUUCCUAAAUAUCAAUCAAAUUAGAUAGAGUGCAAAGUAAUCUUAAUACUACCCUUGGAAAUAUCUUGGAUAUAUCCUUGUAAUAUGCUUAUUUUUUAAAUAUGUUAAAGAGAAGUUGAUUGGAGUCUUGCACGAUAUUGUGAUGUGGUUGAUUACAUGAUUGUGAAGA